Messenger RNA from Pediculus humanus corporis (human body louse), 717 nucleotides. RefSeq names its product Host cell factor, putative. NCBI's taxonomy places the organism in Eukaryota, Metazoa, Arthropoda, Insecta, Psocodea, Pediculidae. Gene Ontology annotation, biological process: chromatin remodeling; regulation of DNA-templated transcription. Gene Ontology annotation, molecular function: protein binding; transcription coactivator activity. The record is from RefSeq and is a predicted model, not a curated record. Gene Ontology annotation, cellular component: histone methyltransferase complex. The coding region runs from base 1 to 717 and encodes 238 amino acids. The transcript is spliced from 3 exons.
AUGAAAUGUUAUUUUACAACAAAGUUUAUCAUUUGUUAUUUAUUAGGUGGAAGUACACCAAAAUCUCCUGCCAAAACAGAAUCAGAAACUCCAAAAAAGAAACCAGAAAUGUGGUGUAAUGUUGGAGUAUUUGACACGAACACCACCAUCGUGUCCGAUUAUAUAGCCUCACCAGAAACAAAUGAACAAGUAGAUUUAGUGACUGCCACUCUCGGAGGAAGAAGAUUUCAGCUAGAACCUGGUACCGCAUAUAAAUUUCGUGUUUGUGCCGUAAACGGUUGCGGAACAGGACCUUGGUCGGACGUGGCUGCAUUCAAGACUACAUUACCAGGUUUUCCAGGUGCGCCUUCGGCUAUUAAAAUUUCAAAAUCACCCGAGGGUGCUCAUCUUACUUGGGAACCACCCGGUGGAAACAGCAGUGAGAUAUUGGAAUAUGCCGUUUAUUUAGCCGUUCGAAGUGCGAGUCAGGGAUGCCAACCUGUAACGACAAAUCAAGCUCAAUUAGCCUUCGUGAGAGUGUUUUGCGGACCAACAAAUAAAUGCAUGGUCGGAGCUAACAGUUUGCAGGCGGCUCACAUCGACACGACGACAAAACCAGCAAUCAUAUUUAGAAUUGCGGCGAGAAAUUCAAAAGGUUACGGUCCUGCAACACAGGUAAGAUGGCUUCAAGAGAGUCAAAAUGGUACUUCUCAAGGUGUUAAAAGACCAGUCAAAUAA